CUUUGCUAAUCACUGCCUUCUGCAAAUGGCAUCAAGCUCAAUGUCUUCCACUGGCUCAUGGAGUGCCAAGGACAACAAAGCCUUUGAAAGGGCUCUAGCAGUUUAUGACAAGGACACUCCUGACCGUUGGUACAAUGUUGCUAAGGCUGUUGGUGGAGGGAAGACCCCAGAGGAAGUCAAGAGGCACUAUGAACUCCUCCUCAGGGAUGUUAGGCACAUUGAAUCAGGACAAGUGCCCUUCCCAAAUUACAAGCAAAGUGGAGGGUCUCAAGAGGAGAAAAGGCUCAGAAACUUGAAACUUCAGUGAGAUGGUGGCACCGAGAACAAAGAAUAUUCUGAUUUUCAGUUUGUAGCAAAAUUUCUAGAAUCAUAGUUUUACAUAAUAAGUAAUGCUAGUGACGUAGUAGAAUUGGACUUUUACUCAUAAUUAAGGAUCGUGUCGUGUCCCAUGAUUCCAUGUUGUGUUGUCGUUGAAGAAUCAAUGACUCUGUUUUAC
Molecule: messenger RNA, 496 nt
Organism: Vigna umbellata (rice bean)
Lineage: Eukaryota; Viridiplantae; Streptophyta; Magnoliopsida; Fabales; Fabaceae
Source: RefSeq, a predicted model, not a curated record